GUUCUUCGUGUUGCUUCUUCACAAAAUCAUGGAUGAAGAGGGAAGGGAACAAGUUCGUGCAAACGCAUCUGGUGUUGGAGCUGAUUGGCUAAGAAAGUUACCUGAAUCCUUGCAAUGGCAUGUUCUCUUGAAACUUCCGACAAAAGAUGUGGUCAAGGCAAGUGUCGUAUACAGCAAAUGGAGACAUCUCUGGAGGUAUGUUCCUGGUCUGGACCUGGACUGUCGUGAUUUCAAGGAAUACAAUGUUGUUGUGAAAUUCAUCGAUGGGUUCUUGAGUUUCAACAGUGAGUCGUCCUUAGAAAAGUUUAAGAUAAGGUACGAUAGUGUUCUUGAUGCGGAUGACGAUGGAGAUGAGCAGACCGAUAAUGCUAAUGUUACGCGUUGGAUCAACGCUGUCGUGAAGCGACAUGUUAAGCAGCUCGGUGUUGUCUGGGGUGAAGUGGUGAUGCCUCCAUCACUUUACAUGUGUGAGAGCUUGGUUUCUUUAAAGCUGUCUGAUGCAAUAUUGCCUAACCUUGAGUCUGUGUCUUUACCGUCUGUCAAAGUUCUUGAUCUAGUUUUGGUUAAGUUUGCCAACGAUUUGGCUUUCGAAAGGCUCAUCUCAGGAUGCAUUGUUCUUGAAAGCUUAGUUUUAUACAGAAGCCCCAAUGACAAUGUCAAAGUCUUACAUGUGAGCUCUAAGUCUCUGUUGAGCUUCAUCUAUAACGGCUCCACGAAGAAGGGUCCUCUUGAUGAUCUGGUCGUGUCUGUUGAUGCCCCGAGGCUUGAAGAUCUCCAACUCUCUGAUCAUUUAACCGAAAGCUUUGUAGUAAGCAAUAUGAGUUCUCUUGUACGGGCGGAUAUUCAGAUUAACUUUUCUUUCGAAAAGGCCUUUGAUCCGACCGAUCUGAGGAAGAGAAACAUGAUUCGGAAGUUUCUUGCUGGAAUAUCUUGUGUCAAAAAUUUGAUACUGGCUCAAUGUACUCUUGAGGUCAUUUAUAAAUUAUCCAAAUGUGAACCGCUGCCCGUAUUUCGCAACCUUGCUUCCUUAACUGUUGACUUCUACGAAAACAGUUGGGAAACGCUACCAGUCUUUCUUCAUCGCUGCCCAAAUCUAAACUCUCUUAUCGUGGAAUCUACUACAUUCCCGGAGGAGGGAGCUAGUAUUUUGACUGGACCUCCGCGUCUCCUAUCAUCUCUCGAGUAUGUUAAGAUAGAAUCGCCAUUGGAAGGGGACGCGAUGGAGAUGAAAUUUGUGAGGUACUUACUUGAGAACUCGCCAAUCCUCAAGAAACUCACUCUUCGUUUGGAUAAUGGUUCCAGAAAGAACUCUGCCAUCGUCCGAGAACUCCUUAAGAUUCCAAGGCUCUCCAGCUCAUGCCAAGUCAUUGUUCUCUGAUUCUCAUCGAGGGACAUACAAGAUUGCCUUUAUGUACUUUGUUAACUCUGUGUUUAAUUUCUCUUUUAUUGUGGCGACUUUAAUGUGUUGUGUGGAUCGUAAGACGAUCAUAUGUUUAUUUCAAAUUGUUCAGUUGAACCUAU
This is a messenger RNA of Capsella rubella, 1521 nucleotides long. Its product is annotated as FBD-associated F-box protein At1g66310. The transcript has 3 exons. Lineage: Eukaryota; Viridiplantae; Streptophyta; Magnoliopsida; Brassicales; Brassicaceae. The record is from RefSeq and is a predicted model, not a curated record. Gene Ontology annotation, molecular function: protein binding. The coding region runs from base 29 to 1378 and encodes 449 amino acids.